CGUUUGAUGAGUUGCUACCUGUUUCACCCCUCGAGAAACUCGAUUCAUAUACACUUCCUAAAUCUUUCUAUCACUAUAGUCUGAUCAACCUUUCCUGCUCCUAAGCAGAUCCCACAAUUAUGGAAGUCGAAGCAGAGCUCAUGUUCGACGAUAUCGCCAAAAACUACGAAGCAACCUUUGCCGAAGACCCUAGCCUGCAUCAAGUCAUUGACCAGGUCCUGGGCCUACUCAAACCAGAGUCCCAAGUCCUCGAUGUGGGAUGCGGAACAGGAAAGCCAGUAUCCUAUCGACUCGCGGAGGCUGGCCACGAUGUCACAGGGAUCGACAUCUCCCAGAACAUGCUCGACAUUGCCACCCGCCAGGUCAAAGGACAAUUUGUCAAGUCGGACAUGACCAAGUACGAGCCAGUGAGACGUUUCGACGCCAUAUUUGCCAUCUUCUCAUUAUUCAACAUCUCGCGACUCCAGGUGCAAUCUAUGGUGGCUAGGUUUUACGAUUGGCUUAAUCCAGGCGGCCGACUUGUUCUGGCUACUAUCCCCAGUGAAUGCCUAUUCCAGGAUCCAUGUGUGUACGACGAGUCGGGAGAAUGGGCUGACCAGAAACCGAUGUAUUUUAUGGGGCAUAAUUUUCACGGGUCCGCCGCGACAAAGCGUGGUUGGGAGAACUUGUUCGCUGAGACCGGGUUCGGGGUGGAGGAUCAUUUCUCGUAUCAUUUCUCGCCGCCGAGCAUGGAUGCGCAUAGGAUGGACCCUGACCAUUUGUAUUUUAUUGUUCGUCGAGGCUACUGA
This is a messenger RNA of Aspergillus melleus, 788 nucleotides long. Its product is annotated as class I SAM-dependent methyltransferase. The coding region runs from base 120 to 788 and encodes 222 amino acids. The record is from RefSeq and is a predicted model, not a curated record. The transcript has a single exon. Lineage: Eukaryota; Fungi; Ascomycota; Eurotiomycetes; Eurotiales; Aspergillaceae.